AUGGCGGCUUCGGACCUCAGCCCGGCCCUCAGCACGGCCACCUCGCCCUGCCAGGGGACAACCCACAACAGCAGCGCACCCCCCCGCCUCAGCCUCAACAGCGCCCCCUCAGGAGCCGCCAGGACUUCCAGAGCGUCCAAAAAAAUCCACAACUUUGGGAAGAGGUCAAACUCCAUCAAGAGGAGCCUGAACGCCCCGGUGGUGAAGAGAGGCUGGCUCUACAAACAGGUCAGACACCAGGGGGCGCUGUGGUUCUACAAACAGGCAAAUAUCCUCCAUAACCAUAACCCUCAUACAUCUGCAGCGGUGGAGCCCGGGCGCUGUGAUGAUAUGAAAGCCCAGCCCCCCGCGGAGCCUCCCCCUCAGUGGUCCCUGGACUUGAAAGCCCGGGAUGAUGACUCCUGCGCUCCUCCUCCACAUGGAGUCAGCGUAAUGUGCUUUGAUGUGACGGCCUUCCACUCCUCUUUCUUGCUCUGUCUCUCUCCGAGCCGGGAUUAG
Messenger RNA from Knipowitschia caucasica, 498 nucleotides. Lineage: Eukaryota; Metazoa; Chordata; Actinopteri; Gobiiformes; Gobiidae. The record is from the annotation of a GenBank genome assembly.